Molecule: messenger RNA, 1568 nt
Organism: Lolium rigidum
Lineage: Eukaryota; Viridiplantae; Streptophyta; Magnoliopsida; Poales; Poaceae
Exons: 1
Coding region: 207-1412 (401 amino acids)
Source: RefSeq, a predicted model, not a curated record
GACAGCGGCAUCCCAACUCUAUACUUUGCUUCGCGCUACCCUGAUCAAAUUCUUUCCCUCCAUCCCGUCUUAAUCGCUUCCCGACCAAGUCUCCAGCUUCCCUUCCGCGCCCAAAAGCAAACGAUUCCAAUCCAAAUCGAUCGAAGCCUAGCCGAGUAGCCCAAGAAUUAACAAACCCGGCCUCUCGGUAGCCCGAGAACUCAAACAUGGAUCACACAAAUCUUUCUUCCCCCGCAAUGGAGGACACCGCUCCGGCGCAAGCUCGAUUUGGCGCCGGCAGCGAUGUCAUUUCCGCCAGAUUGCAGCAGGCUCUGGCGCUCCUCUUCCCGUCCAACCUCGCCGCCAAGGCGGUGCUGUUCGCCGUCGUGGUGGCGCUGCUGCAGCUGCUGCCGAUGGGGCAGACGCCCAGGAUGUGGGAGCUGCCCCACAUCCUCCUGCUCGGCCUCGUCAUCUCCUACGGCGUCUUCGGCCAGAGGAACGCCGAUGACGAGGUAGCGGUCCCGGUGGCCGCCGCUUCCAAGGUCGUCGACGACGACGAGUCCGUGGAAUCCUACGUCUCCAAGAUACUACAAGGCCCGCUCGUCUUCGAGGGCAGCGUCGGCCAGGAUAGCAAUGGGGGCGGCAAGGACGGCGGCGUGCAGGCUUGGAGCUCGCAGUACUACGCCGACGACCCCCUCGUCGUCGUCGCCAACGCGGGCGACGCGAGCGAGAAGCCGCUUCUCCUGCCGGUGAGGAAGCUAAAGCCGGCGGCCGAAGAACCUGCGACGGGCAACGUAACCGACGACGGCGCUGAUGAAGAAACAGAGUUCGUCCCCAAGGAAGGAGUAGGAUACGGCGCAGCGCGCGAGUACGCCACGUCUUCGCCGUCCUCUGUCCUCGACGCCGGGAUGACCCUCUCGCCGUGCUCGCCUCCUGCCCCGCCGCCUCCGUCGGAGUUACUUGGUAGUGGACGCCGCCUCGCGAAGGCCAAAGCGAGAAGCUUCAACGAAUAUCGAGUCGGAGACCUCAAGAUGAGCGGACGGGCAGGCAUACGGAGCGGCGGCGGCAACAGGUUCCGGUCAAACUCUUCGAUUCAGGCAUCGAGGAGGAGCACUUUCGCCGGUUACGAUCCUGUAGUUCAGUCCGACAAUCAAGUUGACGCAGAUGACGAGCUGGACGACAUGGCCGCGGCAUCAGACAGCUCGUUCAGCAGCGACGACAUGGUCAGGGACGGCGGCGACGAUGAAGAUAACUGCGAGCUGGAGGAGCUGGAACAGGAAAGCUCUUGCGACGAAGAGCUGUUUGAACUGGCGGCGAGGCCGCAGCCAGAGGCGGCAGCUGAGGAGGACGAGGUGGACAAGAAAGCUGACGAGUUCAUAGCCAAGUUCAGGGAGCAGAUCAGGAUGCAGCGAGCUCAGCAAGGCAAGAGAUGACCGAUCAAGGAUUGUAUCGUGUGUUGUAAUGCUUAUUCUUCUUUAGUUCUUUUGAUCGAUUGAUGUAAUUAACUACAUCCUGAACAAUUGGUGUAAACGAGCGAAACGAAAGCCAGCGCUAAGGGCUAAGGGGAAAAUGCUGUAUGCUUGAGUGUC